AUGUUGGUGAACGGUGCAGAUGAAAAACCAGAUUCAAAUCUCAGACAAAGAAACAGAGCUCGAAACGAUCAGUCAAAUUCUUACACGGUCAUUUCUCAGUUUGUUGCUCGUCGGCCACGGCUCAGGCUCGGAAGGCAAGAGGAGCCGGAGGUGUUUUACGAGUGUUUGGAGGAGUUUGAGCUCUCAAACCUCGAGAUUCUGAAGAAUGAAGUGGAAUUGGACAAGCAAUGGGUUGCUAUUUCUAUCAGAGCCAUUAAAGCUCGAUUUGAGGAAGAUGAGGAGCUCUCUCGAAUUGUACUCCAGCGGACAAUUCGUGUUCUCGACCACCUAUUCUACUUGGCCUCAGAGAUGCUCAUCGAGUUUAAGUUUUCAAUGGGCGAGUCGGCGGCAUCUCGAAACGCGCUCCUCCUCGAAAAUUCGGAAGUUGUGCGCGUUUUGGACCGAUCGGUUGAUGACUGGAAGGAGCUAAUCUUUCUUCCCACUGAAGACACUGAGCCGAUCGAUAUUCUGAAGAAGUGCCUCUGUGUACUUAGGCGGGCGGCGGUCUCGAGUGGGCAACUGCUGCAGAUUAUGGAGUCCAACAAGAUCCUUCCAACACUGGCUUGA
This is a messenger RNA of Fragaria vesca subsp. vesca, 606 nucleotides long. RefSeq lists its product as uncharacterized. The coding region runs from base 1 to 606 and encodes 201 amino acids. Lineage: Eukaryota; Viridiplantae; Streptophyta; Magnoliopsida; Rosales; Rosaceae. The record is from RefSeq and is a predicted model, not a curated record. The transcript has 3 exons.